Messenger RNA from Strongyloides ratti, 1023 nucleotides. RefSeq lists its product as hypothetical. The transcript has 2 exons. Bases 1 to 1023 code for a protein of 340 amino acids. The record is from RefSeq and is a predicted model, not a curated record. Lineage: Eukaryota; Metazoa; Nematoda; Chromadorea; Rhabditida; Strongyloididae.
AUGUAUGGAAAUGAUGGUUUAUCUAAUCAAUCAAGAGAUUCUUUACUUUGUGAUUCAGAACAUAUAAAAUUACCUCCAAAUGAUUCAUAUCAACAAUGGUUAACUGAAAGUUUUUCUAAUGCUCCUACCCGUGUUCUUUCAGUUGAAGAAAGUUACAAUAAUAAUAAGAAAUAUUAUGUUAAACGUUUACCAUUAAAUAUUAGGCAAACUUCAACACCAAUGUUACCAUGUUCCUUGUCACGGCGUAAAUUUCAAUCACCAUGUAUUACACGUUACUAUUCACAAAAUAAUCCAAAAUCUAACUAUUAUCAUACUCAGUCAUUUGAUAAUAACAAAAAAAUUUAUAAUUCAUCUCUCUCAUCUAAUGCUAUUUUUUUAAAUAAGUUUGUUGACCAAUAUUCAGCAGGGUCAACAACAAAUUUUAAUGCUUGUAAUAAUAAUAUAGAGAAAUUAAAAAAACAAAAAUCCCUAAUAUUUGAAGCAACAAAAAAUGAUAAUAGUUAUAAUACAAAUGAUAUGAUGCCUUGUUCAGAGAAUAAAAAUAUAAUUAAACAUGAUGCGCCACUUAUAGAAUCAUAUAACCAUAUAUCUCCUACAUCUCAAAUUACACCAAAAUUAGGUUCAAAAUUAAAUAAUGAAAAAGUUAACAAGUUUACUAGUUACUUAGAUACAAAUAAAGAUAUUACAACUAACAAUAGUAAAUGUUAUGAUAAAUAUGAUGAUACUGUUGAAUUUUUUCAUAAUCUUCAUAAAAAUAGUAAAAUUUCUAACACAUCAACCCUACCUAAUAAUCAUAAUAAAAUUGAUGAAAAUUUAUUUUCACAAAAAAAAAUUAGUUUAAGAAGGGGUUUCCUUAAAAGGCAGUUGGCAGCUGUUGAUUUUGAUGAAAAUUGUUUCGGUUCUCAAGAACCAUUUGACAAAAAUAAUGAAACAAGAAGUGUUGUGGAUAUAACAGACCACAAAACAUGUGCAAUAUUAAUGUCAAAGAUGAAAGAUAACCAAAGAACAAGCUCUCCAUUGUAA